Diachasma alloeum is the source of this 10520-nucleotide messenger RNA. Its product is annotated as muscle M-line assembly protein unc-89. The transcript is spliced from 17 exons. Bases 13 to 10068 code for a protein of 3351 amino acids. Gene Ontology annotation, molecular function: cell-cell adhesion mediator activity. The record is from RefSeq and is a predicted model, not a curated record. NCBI's taxonomy places the organism in Eukaryota, Metazoa, Arthropoda, Insecta, Hymenoptera, Braconidae. Gene Ontology annotation, biological process: homophilic cell-cell adhesion; axon guidance; dendrite self-avoidance. Gene Ontology annotation, cellular component: plasma membrane; axon.
CGAACAGCCAAAAUGGUAAACGAUUAUGCAGAAAUUACUAUCGAUAAAGAACCUUAUGAACUCAAUUGUCAUGGAGAAAAUACCAGAAAGGCACUUUCUUCUAAUAAAAAUAAUGACCUGGAAUUACCUACAACAACGACAAUCAGUACGAUAGCCUUACAAAGUGGAAAUACACGUCUCGUCAUUGCACUUCUCCAGAGUGGAGCUCAUUUGAGACUGAAAGUUUUAGAGCUAUAUCCUGAACUUUCAAAGCUGGGUAGCACCGUUGAAAGUGCAACAAAUUUUGCGACUAGCCAUGAUGAGGUCCUGAUCCAUUUAAAAAAUAAACAGAGCCCAGUUGAAGAGUUACUGCGACAAGCAGAUCACCUCAUUUCAACACAAAAACCUCGCGCUGAGGUAUAUGCGGCGAUGGCAGAUACUCUUGGUCAAGCGUGGAAAGAGGUGAAUUCUUUCCUAGAACUUCGAAAACAAAUUUUGGAUCACAAUGUUUCAUUUCAAUGCCGUGUUGAGGAAUUCAAAAUAAGUUCGACCGCUUUGGAAAUAAUUUGUACAGACGAACAAUUGCCAAUAGAGAUCGAGUCUGUUAGAAAAAUGAUAAAUAAAAUUUAUGAUCUUAGAAGAGAAAUGCUCAGUGCUAUGUUGAAUAUCCUUCAAGAGGGUAAAAGUUUAAUAGAAAAAUUGCGUGAAGCAGUAAAGGCUCGAUCAAUGGAUUCUCUACCGGAUUGUAUGAAAGUUGAUAUUGAAAAUGCCAUAGUUCACAUAGAAAAAUACCUGGAGCAGAUACACGAACAGAGGAAACAGACGGAAAUAUAUUUCAAUACACGUAAAAUUCAAUUGGAACAGUGUUUAGCACUGGCCCUUCUGGCAAUUGAUUUGAGAAAUUUUGAAAUGGCUCUCAAUGAUAAAAUUACUGUGUUCAAUGGCAAUAGCAAUCAGUUGGGCGAUUCAUCCACAAGCACCCAAGUAUUACUCCUUAAAUUGAAAGAAUUUCAACAUGAAGCUAAGGUAUUCCAAGAUCGUCUGUUAAAGAUAACGAAAUCAACCGAGAAACUUGUAUUAGAUGGCCAUUUUGCUAGUGAACAAGCUAUUGAAAAAGCUUAUACAAUUCUAGAAAAGGCAGCUGAGUAUAUAAAUCAUUUGGACCAACAUGAGAGUCUUCUGAAUAGAGUAAUGAAUUUUUUUCAUUCUGUACAAAGAGCUUUCGAAGAAUUAAAUUAUUUAGAGAUACAACUUUCAAGUAAUACAUACUCAACAUUUUCAUCGGAAUAUAUAAAUUUUUAUACACAAGCUAUGGUAUCACUAUCACAAGUUACAUUGGACCCUAUAAAUGAAGGAUAUGCAAUACUUGAUUCUGUUGGAAGAGAAAUGUCUGGAGCUGAGGGAGUGAAAGAAGCCAUAGAAGAAUUGAAAAAUCGUAAAAUCCAAUUACAUGAGCGAUACACAUUAUGCAUAGAAGAGAAUUUUAUAACUUGUCAUGAAUUGACAUUAUUUUUUGAAAAAUAUGAGGCAUUAAAAACAUGGUUUGAAUUUACCGUUGAGGCAUUUAUUCGUGACAAUGCAGACAUGGGAAAAGAUAUUUCAAUGGCUCAGACUUUUCAUAAAGAGCACAAUAAAUUAUUGGAAGAAUUGAAGAAUCGUGAAAAUGAAUUUCAUCAACAGUCAUGUAAAUUGAACAUUAUCAAUGUGGCUAUGAAUGAUGAUAAAGGAAAAAUUUGUCCUAAAGAAGAAAUGAAAAAAUACAUCUACGUGUUGACAGAUACAUGGUUGAAAUUUAACAGCAUUAUCGAUUCACGAAUUCACUUAAGUUCAUCUUAUAUAGCAAUUCAUAAAAUGGCUGCAAUACUUCAUAGUGUUUUAGAUGUAAUAAACAAUCAAAUCACUGGAAAUUGGAGGGAUUUAGAGGAACAUAAAAUGCUGAAAAAUUUUGAAGAAACAUUAAAUGAAUUCCAAACUCUUUAUUUGCAAUUGAAAAAUGAAGGUGAAAAUUUCAUUACUGAGAUGCAAAAGAAUACUGAUUCUUAUUUGAAUAAAUCUCAACCUUGCCAUAUAGUGAAUGUAAUAUUGGAGAAUUUCACAACUGAAAGUUUGAGGAUAACAGAGCUUCGGGAGAAUUGGAAAAUGUCAAUAACAAUGAUGAAAAAAUUGAAAAUUGAACAUCUGGCGAUAAUUAACGAGACCGUCAAAAUUAUCGAAUUAGUUUCAAAUAUGAAAAACCAUUUAUUUUCAAUAUUGAACUCUGAUGAUUCCACGCCUUCGAUAAUGGUAGAACAUUUAGAGAUUAUGCAAAUGGAGUUUCUCCCUAAAUUGGAUAUAGCACUGUCUUAUCUGCAUUCUAGAACCGAUAAUUGCAAUCGAUAUGAAAAUUUGCACAUAAUAAUGAAACAAAAUGGAAAACAAUUACAUGAAUUAUACAAUGAUCUGGGAACAAUUGCUGUGAAGUAUGAAGGUCUUUUACAAGUUUUCAUGGAGAUGGUGGAAUACAUAAUAAAACUUGAAAAUAAAAGUGAAAAACUUUUACAAGCUCAUCAUACCGAUUUACCGAUUUUAAAUUCUUCCCCGCCAACAAGUCUUUCGGAAUUGAAAACUAAUGUACAGGAAAAAUUGCAUAAAAUUAAUGAAAUCAUUAUAUUAAUUGAUAGAAUUCAUCGAGAGAAUUUUAUGGAAAUAGAAAUAGGAGACAAAACGUCACAAGAAAUUGUUAAAAUAGAUAUGCAGCAGUUGAAAAAAAUUGAUCACGGCACUAUCGAGUCUUCAAUGAAAAUUUGUUCAGAAGUGAGAAGACAAAUUCAAAAGUGCUUACUUUAUUAUCAUUUUGUUAAAGAUUUAAAUUCUGUAGAUGAAGAAAUUUGUCUAUUAAGUAUUCAACUUCAACAAGUUCGAGAAUCCAAUCAAUACUGCGAUGGUGAUGAUAUUUCAUUGGUCGAAUCUACUGCUGAUGCAUUCAAAAAGAUUGAUGAAAUCAUCUAUAAUGUGGAAGCAAAAGUCAAUAAAUUGAUCAGCACGACUGUCAAAAAUCUAGAAUCCAUAUGUGAUGUGCAUUCUGCUUUAAAAAUCAAUAGUGAAUUAUCUAGCUUGAAGAAAAAAUGGAAACAACUUGAAGGAUCGGCUAAAGAAAUUCAAAAACAAAUUGAUGUCACUAUUGUAUAUUUCAAAUUAAUUCAGAAAGUUGAAAAUUGGUAUAUCGAAUUGAAAAAAUUAUUAAUGCAUGCCAGAAAGGAAUCUGCUGUAGGAGAAAUCCCUCAACAACCUGAAAAUAUUUUAAAUGCAAUCGAACAAUAUUUGAAAAAUGGAGAAAGCGAGCAAGAAAAGAGAAUCGAACAGAUUCGCAAAUUAUCAAUUCAGAUUUUUGGCACUCAAAGAUUAUCGCAGUUCAAUAAAGUAAUUAUGGCCAAUCAAGAAAUAUUAGAUUUAUGUGCUGAAACAAUAUCCGAACUACGUAAAUUGGCUCAAAAUGUACAAAAAACAAAUGAAUUUUCGCAGAGGGAACUUGAGGAAGAUGUAGAUGAAACCGGCAGUGAUGUAAUAUCAGCAAGGUUUAUUGACCAACAAAACGAUAUUAAUAAAGUUGAAGAAAUAACGACUACAGUAACGGAAACGACAAUUAAUCAUAUACUAAAAAAAGCAAAAUUUAAUGACAAUACUUCCACUGAUAUUGAUACAUUAAUUGUGAAAAAAAAUGAGACCAUUGAUGAAAGAGACAGUAUCAAUGUACAAGUUUCUGGUUCACCCAUCUUUAUCGAAGAAUUACAAUCCAUUUUCGUAAAGGCAGGUUCGUCGCCAACGAUUAAGUGUACAGUUGGGGGAAAUCCAUUACCCAUAGUUCAAUGGUUUCGGGAUGAAACCAAUGUCGAUGAUUCACCAGAUUAUGUUAUCACAUAUAAUAAUGGUCAAGCGAGAUUGCAAUUCCUAGAAAUCACCGCUGAUGAUCAAGGAAUUUAUAUUUGUAAAGCACGCAAUAAACAUGGAGAGGCCUCAACUUCAGCAAAAGUUGAAUUAGAAGAUAAUAAUAGAACCGGGGGAAGGGGAAUUGAUCAAAUUGACGAAAUAUCAACUGAUAUUUCGAACAUUAUAAGAAAUGAUGAUAGAACACCACAAUUUCAUAUCACAUCACAGAAAGAUCUAUUGAAUGUUGAGUACACCAAUGAUACAGAGAUAAAAGCAGUAAAAAUGGACCAAACAGUGGGAUUAGAUAGUGAACAAAUGACUGUUAUUGUUGGACAGCAAACGGAAUUGUCUAAGUUAAUUCCUCCGAGUGUCAAAUCAAAUCUGCAAGACCUUCGAGUAUGUGAGGGACAAAGUGUAACAUUGGAUUGUAUUAUUAUUGGGCAACCUGAGCCAGAAGUGAUUUGGUACCAUGACAAUCAACUGGUUAAAGAGUCUUCAGAUUUUCAAUUACUCUUUCAAGGAGACAAGUGCUCUUUGAUAAUUCAUGAAGUGGUUAUGAAUGAUGCUGGCAGAUAUAAAGUAGUUGCUGUCAAUUCUGAAGGCAAAACAUCAAGUCAAUGUAUAUUAUCAGUAGUACCUACUAUUCAUGAGGAAGAUGGAUGUAACAUGAGUAGUACUGCCCCGCAAUUUCUCAAGUGUACACCCAAUAUUUAUGUGCAUGAAGGUGAAAGUGCAUUGCUUGAAUGUCAAAUAUCAAGCAAACCCGCACCUUUCCUCAAUUGGUCAUUUAAUAAUGAAGACAUUGUCCCUACUGGUAAUCGCACAGAGAUACAAUGGCUUCUCAAUGAUAAACCAAUUGGGGGAGAUGACAAAAAUUGUUCUAUAUUGGCUGAGGGUGAUCGCUACAUUCUCAAAAUACCAGAAAUAACUGAAAAACAAGAGGGAUCUGUGUGUUGCAUUGCUGAGAACACGACAGGGAAGGCUACAUGUACAACACAACUACAAAUUCGUAAGCUGUUCAUAGUAGAAUUUCGUCACUAUCAUAAGUGUAUGGUAUUGUUGUGUCACAACGAGGGGAUCGAAGAGACGGACGUUAUCGCGACCGACGAUAGAAUCGAUAUGCAGCCAUUGAGCAGUUGUGAGAGAUACCUUCAAGCAGAAACGGAUAGUGCGGGAUCUCACAAGAUCGAUCAGGGGGAGACUACCAAGAUGUCUUCUUCAAUUAGUCAGUCUUCGAUGAGCAAAUCAUGUUGCACUAAAGAGUAUAAAUUAUCGACUAAAUCCAGUACAUUGGAAUUGUGUCCAUCAAAUUUAAAGAAUGGAAUUACUAAGAGUCACAUUGAAGGCCAAAAGUGCAGUAAUGAAUCGAACGGCGGUCCGCCAACUAUUCAGACUCAUAAAAUUGAAGAGUUUCAACGGAUAGUGCGAGAUACACCUGACAAAAUUCAACAAGAGAAGAUAAAAAUAAUGAGCGAAAUCACUCCGAAAAUUCAAAAACAGAUCCGCAAGAGUAUAUCUCCAAGAUUUAUAUCACCAAUUACUGGAAUGAUUGUGGAUCAAGGCAGUAAUGUCAUUUUAGAAGGUGUUAUUGAUGGCUUCCCUCAACCGAAAAUAACGUGGAGUAAGAAUGGCCAAGAUGUAGAGGAUAACGUAAAGACGACUUUUCAACAUAAUCAUGUCCGAUUGGAAUUGAGAAAUGUGAAUGUGAAGGAUGCGGGGAGAUAUACUUGCACAGCUGUAAAUGAAGUUGGAAAUGCUAGUAGCACUGCUGAUCUUGUUGUUAAAAAAACCAUCUUUCCGCCAGUUUUUGGUAAACGAUUACAAGCACAAAUAGCCAAGACAGGUGAACGUGUAAUUAUGGAAGUGGAGAUAACUGGGACACCAGAACCGAAUGUCACAUGGUACAAAGAUGAUGAACCACUGAUGGAUACGGAUGGUGAAUUAAGACAACUUGGUAAUUGUUAUCUCUUAAUCAUCGAUAAUGCUGAAAAAAGGCAUGCAGGCAAAUAUAUGGUGAAUGCAGCGAAUCCUGGCGGAGAAGCUCAGAGUAUAGCAGAUUUUGCUGUCUUUGAACCAACUCCAGAUACUAUGGUGGAGUUCCAUAAAACAAUUGUGUAUGAAAAUAUGGCGGAUAAAGAUUUAAAGUUGGACGAAAAGAAAAAUCAGUUGCCUUCUGCUGCAUUGACCGCUGAACAUAUAGCAACGACAAUGAUUCAACCAAGCCCCAUCCUGAAAACUCUUUUACCAUCCUCAUCAUCAUCAUCAACAUCAACAUCUAUGACACCAUCACUACGUAAAAUUGAACUCAUCACGCCGACAACAUCUGGAGUGACAAAAAAAACGGAGGAAAUUGUUGAAAAAGCGACUCGAUCUGAGAUGAUUUCAUCAACAAUUGAAUCUCAUCAGAGCGAAACAAAAUCAGAACAAACAUUUCAUAUGAAACUUCAACAUGAAGCCCCAGAAUUGAUACUUAAUAAUAUUAAUGAAUCACCUUCAACACAGUUAGGUGAAAAUAUAAUGAAAAAAAAUACCGAUUCAUCUCAAGAGAAUGAGAAUGUUGAAACUUCAGUGAUAGCAAAAAAAGAUGCAUUGAAUUUCUUUGAAUCAAUAGCCAAAGAAGGCGAGACUAUCCCUAAAAUUAAUAAAGCUAUAAUAGAUUUAAAUGAAGAGGCCAAAGAUGGAAAUUACGAUGUCAAAGUUGAUAAAUUAACAAAGAAUUAUGAGAGAUCAACAAAAUUCGAGGAAGUUCGAGGAAAUAAUGAAAGUGACGUACAAUCAAAAAAAUUAGUCCAAAAUAUGUCGAAUAAAUUGCAGAGUUCAGUGAUAAAAGACAAAGGUAUUGAAAAUAUAAUGAUUGAUUUUCCAUAUGAUAAUUAUAAAUUACCACUUCUAAAUACACAGCGAACUAUUUUCGAAGAUACUACGGCAUCGGGUUCACCAAUUCAUGGUACAUUAACUAUUUCCAAACUAGCUGCUCAAUCUGAAAGUGCUGAGCAAAUGCUCUCGGGAUUCCGCCUGAUGCCUGGCCCUACCCCCGAAAUUGAUUAUAUGCCAAAGAGGAGAAUCGAGGAUAAUAUAGAAAAAUCAACAGAUGUUUUAUCGAAAACCAAACAACUUGAACAAUUUCAGACAACAACAUCGAGUCCUCCAGUUGGAGGUGUGAAAAUUUUUCCAACUGGAACUGGAACUGGAACUGGAACUCAUCAACUAAAAAAAGUUCAGACAGGUGAACAAACGAAAAUUUUGAAAAAUCAAUUAGUUUCAUUCAAUGAUUCAACAAUUGAUGCUCCAUUAACAAGUGCUGCCAAGGAUAUUCAGAGAAAACAUGAGGAAAUCGAAAAUAUAGGUGAAAAAUGGUGGUCUUCAACAUCCGAUUUAGAAACUCGUUCCCAUAUUUCUACAGAUUUAUCUGAUUAUAGGUGCCAAUCUGCUGCAUCUUUCAAUCAAUUAGAACGUUCAGUAUCCCCAAAGCCGUCAGUUGAUGGCUUAGCAAUGGAAAAAGUUUGGACGAAAAAGCCUGAUUUUAGUAGAAAAUCGUGGCCACCGUCAAAUAGUUAUCCCAAUACGUCGAGUUUUAAUGAGCGAACAGAGAGUAAUGAACCAGUUACGAGUAAAGUGACAUCUCACGAGAAAAGAGAAGAGAUUUCUGAAAUACCUGGUUGUGGGAUAACAAAAACUAAGAUUGAAUCAUCAAGUAGUUUGGAAACGCGGUCUUGGAACAGCAAAGAAAAUCGAAUAGAGGAAACUAUUGUUGAAAAACCUACAGUUAUUCCACACGUAUCAGCUAACAAUCCACUCAGUACUUUUCAAAUGCCACUGAAGAUGUAUAAAGCUGAGACAGUUAAAGUUGAUCAUCAUACUUUAAAUACCAAUGAAGAACAAUCGAUCACAAAAAAAUAUUCCUCGCAGUCUCAAGUAGAAAAGAAUUAUCAAAAAACUCAUAAAACACUGUCUACAUUGGAGAAAUUGGAAGCACCGAAUUUGGUAAAAGCAGCAACAGUAUCCCCAAAAUUGACUCCAAUUCAGCUCUAUCAUUGUCCGAGUAUGAAUAGUAAUGUAGGAAAUGAAAAAAUUAAAGAUUUCCAAACAUCAUCAUCAAUAUUUAGAGGAACAUUAGCAACAGCGCCAAAACAUAAUUCCAGUAUACCAUUAUAUAAAACAAAUAAUUCAGUAGUUUCUAAUGAUGGUGAAAUUAUUCUUGAACCAGGUACCCCACCUGAAAUCGGUUAUAUACCAUUGUCAUCUUUUCAUGAAACAAAAAAUGUUACCACGGAGAAAAAAAUUGCCAGGAAUUCCGUAGAAAUUCCAUCACAAUUUCAAUGGAUAAAUUAUUCUGCUGAAAGUGAUUAUGAAUCAGAUUUCGGAUCAUAUAAAUCUAAAUGUAGAUCUUGUGCGAGUGAUAAUGAAGAACCAAAAUAUAGGAGAGUUAAAGCACCUAUUCCAAAACAACCGCGACAAAAAUCUACUGAACCGGAGCCACCUCCACCUUCGAGUUUUGAAAUUCCCCCUCCUGAAUUAACGGGUCCACCUAGGCCUAUGUCAAUGGCAAUGCUGGUCCCAAUAGAGAAAACUUCAAUCUCUAGUCAACAAAAAAGUGGAGACAUUGACAUUUUGACACCAGGAUCCCCACCAAUCUACGUGCAUUCAAAUAUUAAACCUGAUGAUUUGUCAAAAUUAAAAACUCGAGUUUAUCAGAAAGUCAGUGGAUAUACGGCUGAUACUGAUGAACCCAUUAAUAAUUCUACUAAGAGCUCGUCAAUCUCUAAGAAUUACGAGAAAUGUGAAAGCGUUUCCAUGGCAUCCAGUACAUUUGAUUCAAAAAUGAAUUUAGACAACAGCUCAUACAAAAGCUCGUCAGCACAAGCUUAUGAUGAAUGCGUAGCACCCAAUAAGCAACAGAAAGGUCUAUUUAAAUUCGCCGGGAGCGAAUCUUGGAGGAAUGACUCUGGAAACGAUUAUGUCAAUAGAGUAUCAUCAGUAGAAGAGUCGCGUAAUGAAACGAGAACCAAUUACUCUGCUAAAUAUUCGAAACCACUUGUAUCAGGAACUGAGGAAUCAAUCACUGAAUCGAUUUUCUCAUCAUCUGUUUCCGAGAUAAUGGAAAAACAAACGUAUGAAAAAUUGGAGAAAGCAUUUCCAUCAUCUGAAAAUGCAAUAGUACAUCAACCAAUUGUUGCACGAAAAUCUGUUUUAUUGCCUGGUUCACCGCCCGAAAUUGCUUAUGCUCCCCAGAGACAAGUAUCUUUGGAAAAAUUCGAUCAAGUAUUACAUUCAAAUACUGUAAAAAAACAAGUAAAACAAAUGACUCAAGUGCAGGACCACUCACAAUCCAGUGAGAAAACUGUUGAUGUGGAACAAACAAAUCAUGUAAUGGAAUUUGAAAAAAAUCCAAUGUUCACUAAUAUUUCAACCCCAAGUCCAUUUUUAUGGGGUCAAUUUAAAGAAUCUGAUUAUGCAAGUCUUAAUGAUUCAGUAAGAAUUCGGCCCAGGUGGACUCCUAGGGGAAGCAAUACGGAGGAUCCACGAUACAAAAGAGUCGAUUUUUUCUCGAAUAAGGAGUUUGAUAAAAGAGUAGUCACGAAAUUCAAUGAACAAGUCACAAGUAAAAAUCCAAUUAUAAAUUUUGAUAAUUCUCUGGGGAGUUUAGGUGCAAUGAAAAAACAAAUGUAUCAGACAAAUCGACAAAUAUGUGAUCCACUGAGUCUACCAGUCAUGAAAACAUUUACUGCAAAUCAAGAUGAAAAGAGUCUAUCCAAACAUCUUUUCGAGUACAAUAUCGGGGAAACUGCCAAUAAUCUACCACGGUCAGGCAAUUCUACCUUUUCUAAAGAGAAAGACAUUGUUCAGCCAUAUCUAGAUAUAUUACCGAAGAAAGCCCCUUUUUUUACCACGCCGAUUAAAGAUAUUGCUGUGGUAGCCGGCCAGACCGCUAGGUUUGAAUGUAUCAUUGAAGCGGAACCACAACCCGAAGUUUUUUGGUCUAAAAACGGCGAGGUUAUACAGAAUUUAUGUAAUUUUGAGGUCUAUUAUAGAAAUGGUGUAUGUCGACUAGUCUUGCCUGUUGCAUAUCCCGACGAUACUGGCACAUAUAUAUGUACGGCUGUAAAUAAUCUUGGCUCCAAUACUACCUCUGCCACUUUACAUGUGAAAGGUAACAGAAAAUCCAUACGAGCAUUCAACUAAUAAGCAAUGAGGAUGAAAUUUAAAUAAACUUGUCAUUGGUGGCCAUGAUCUAAGUGGUGGCGGGAUAUAAGUGUCGUGGAAUUUUGCUCCUAUCAUCACAAUUUUUCGUGUAUAAAUAUGUGGUUAAUGACGGGAAGAAAUUAACGAAAAAGCAUGAUAAGCUGUUCUCUGAAAAUUACUGUUCUCUCAUCGCAGUUAUUAUUUUAAAAAACACCCAGGUUGUAUAGUUUCAAAAAUAAUCAUAAUAAAGUCAUGGAUAGCAGAGAUCAAUUGAUCAAGGUAGUUAUCACCGCCGAAAAAGUUCCAAAUAUCUACUUGAUAAAAUUCACAACUUUUUUGUAUUCUAUAAUUUUACAUGAAGAUCAUAAGUAUGUUUGACUAUUCGAAUAUCACCUAGAUUUGAAAAAUAAUUUAUGACAUCAAGAAAUAUAAUAAAAAUAAAUAUUGCAAAA